AUGGCUAGCGCGGAUUCGCCGGGAUCGGGCGCGAAGCAGCAGCAACAGCGACGACAACGCUGGUCCGUGGGUCGAUCGUCGACCCCGCAAAGUCACUUUUCGCCGCGGUCUUCGGAAGCUUUCUAUGCGAGCGCGGAACCGUUAUCCAGCCGCGGCGGACGCGUAUUGCAUAAUGCGCGCGGCAGCGGCCCAGACCCAGAUUCGAAUUCCGUUCCAAAUUCCGGCGUCGCGCCGGAAACGAGAACCAGACAAUAUCGAACUUCCGUCCGAUCGUCGCAGGACGCGAAGGAUCGACGGACGUUCGCCGCGAACGAUCACGAAUCUUAUUACACGAUGCCGCGCGGUCUCGGGGUGUCCAGGAAAGAGAUCCUGCGUCGCAGAUGCGUCAGGGACGAAGCUGACGCGUCUCAUCUUGCGGAGAAGGACGAAGUGAAGAGACCGAGAACCCUGCCGUCGAUCGGCAAAAGGGCACGUCAGGAAUCGGAGCGCAAUUCCUCGUUCCUGAAGAGAGUCUCCAGACAGGAUAUCUUGCGACGUCGCGUGAGUCUCGAAGCGAGUCCGCAGGUGAAAGACGUCACGAGAGUGUCGUCGAGUUUCCAGAAUUCAGGUCGCACCGCGAAAGAUUAUCGCGAUCUCUCACGGCCGUCGACUUUGCCUAAGAUAGUGCAUUCUUCGAAGACGUCUCGGCUUGAAGAGUACUCUUCGAGAACGAGGGAGACUUCCGGGAGAGAAGCGCCGAUUUACGGUAGGAUUCGACGGCGAAAAAUGUCGUUGCCAACUGGCUCCGCGACGCUGCGCGAUUCCGCCACUCCUUCAAAUACCCUGACGAGGCUUUCCAGAACGAAGACGAGCGAGGAACGCGCGGAAACUUCGAAAGUUGUCAGACGUCUGCGGGAUCCCGUUCCCGACCCGUUUGAUCGGUCCAAGUGCGCGGAUGACGUCAUUGGUGACGAUAUUUAUGCCAAGGUCGCGCGCAAGAUUUCCAAGCAUCCUUCUCAAACUCACGAAGAGAAACCGAAGCCAAUCGAUAGGACGAUGUCCAGACGAAGGAUAAUCAACAACGCGAGCCAGACAGAUUCCUUGGAGCGGAGAAUGCAUAAGGAUCGAGAUCAAGACGUUGUCAAGGUGAAGCACGACGCCAUAUUGGUCUCGAGAGCGGAUAUCGAAUCGCGGCUGCGUAAUUUUAAAACAGAAAAAAUCAGCGGAGCCACAAGGACGUCUUGUCGCGCGGAUUCUACUCUAUCUGUCAAAAACGAUUCGAAAACAGACACCUGGUCUCGCGGCAAGCAAUCACGAAGAGAUUCGACGUGUGUCAACGAGAGACAAGCGAGAUGUAGAUCGAAGUCGCAAUGUGGAUUACUACUGGAAGAGAAAACAGAAAACUCCAAGACAAUUCCAAGACCGACAACCUUACCGAGUUACGUGAAACUCGCACGGAAGACGUCGACGGGGCUUCCGGUGCGAAGCGCGGACGAGCAGAGAAGGGCUUCGAACAGCGGAAUGCUGACGAAGCAGAGCAAGGAAAGGUCGAAUUAUGUGAGAAAGACGGCGACGCGCGUUCCGAUGCACGUAAGGGCGUUUAGCGACGCCAACAGCGCUCGAUCCAAUUCUCCCGAAACGUCAUCGUCGAUAUUUGGUUUUUGCACUGGAAAGAGAAAAAUGCAUACGUCAUCGUCAUCGCAUACCUUGCCGUCGUGGAAUGUGAAAACGGGUGAAUUGGUGUGGUUCGAUCCUGGUGUCGGCCAUGUGCUGCCAGGUGAGGUUUUGGAAUACCACAGAGCCGCCAAUGUGCUAUCGGUGCAAGCGGUGAUCGCCGGCAAGCCGCAAAUCUUUACUCUCACCAAUUUAAGCGGAGUAAAACCUAGACAGGAUUUGGGACAAAAUGGUGUGGAAGAUAUGAUCCAGUUGACAGACCUGAACGAAGCAUCGUUAUUAUGGAACUUGAAGAUUCGUUACGACAAGGAAUUAAUUUAUACGUACACAGGAAGUAUACUUGUGGCGGUAAAUCCGUAUAAGAUGUUUGACAUCUACGGACUGGACCAGGUGAAGCUUUACGAAGGACGAAUCCUUGGAACACUUCCACCACAUUUAUUCGCGGUAGGCUCUUCCGCGUACAGUCAGGUAACCGCGGCUAAUAAUGCCAGUGCCAAUCAGGUGGUGGUCAUAUCGGGCGAGUCUGGCUCGGGCAAGACGGAGUCCACGAAAUUGGUGAUGCAAUAUCUUGCGGCUGUCAAUCGCGCGCCAAAUAAUCUUGUCACGGAACAGAUUUUGGAGGCGACGCCGCUUCUGGAGAGUUUCGGUAACGCCAAAACACCGCGAAACGACAACAGCAGUCGAUUCGGAAAAUAUUUGGAGGUUCACUUCAGAGACGGCGCAAUUAUAGGUGGUAGAAUAACGCAAUAUCUUCUAGAAAAGAGUAGGAUAGUGACUCAAGCCUCGGAGGAGAGGAACUACCAUGUGUUCUAUGAACUUCUAGCUGGACUCGAUCAGCAACUCAGGGAUAAAUACGGUCUUCUUACACCGGACAAAUAUUUUUAUUUAAAUCAGGGUGGAAACUGCGAGAUCGAUGGCAAGAGUGAUGUUCAGGAUUUUAAAGCUCUUCUGUCAGCCAUGCAAGUUCUAGGCUUUACGUCGGAGGAGCAAGACACGAUUUUCAAAAUUUUAGCCAGCGUGCUGCACUUGGGAAAUGUUUACUUUCACCGGAAACAGAUGAGACAUGGUCAGGAAGGUGUGGAGGUCGGUUCCGACGCUGAAAUACGUUGGGCGGCGCACCUCCUUCAAGUGAAUUCCGAUGGCAUCAUCCGAGCGCUUACUACAAAGACAACAGAAGCAAGAAACGAAAGAGUUUUCACGGCCUUGAAUAUCGACCAGGCUCUUGACGCCAGAGACGCUUUCGCAAAAGCUUUAUACAGUUCGCUCUUCUCAUGGCUAGUUGCUCGUGUCAAUCAUAUUGUCUACAAGGGCACCAAACAGACAGCUGCCAUUUCUAUUUUGGACAUCUUUGGAUUCGAAAAUUUCACGGAAAACAGUUUUGAGCAAUUGUGCAUCAAUUACGCGAACGAGAAUCUGCAAUUUUACUUCAACAAGCAUAUCUUCAAGCUCGAGCAACAAGAGUACGCGAAAGAGAAAAUUGAUUGGACCACCAUCAAUUACACGGAUAAUUUGCCAGUUAUCCAUCUGAUUGCGAAGAAACCAGUGGGUAUUCUUCAUCUUCUGGACGACGAAAGCAACUUUCCCAAAGCGUCCGAUCUUUCUUUCCUGGAAAAGUGUCACUACAAUCACGCGCUGAGCGAAUUAUAUUCCAGACCCAGAAUGAACUCCGCUGAGUUCGCGAUCAGACAUUACGCUGGACAAGUCUGGUACAACGUGGAAGGUUUUCUAGACAAGAACAGAGACACCCUGAGGCCAGAUGUGGUCGAGUUGCUGAUCAGCAGCAAGAUUACGAUGGUUAGCAAGAUGUUCCAGCAUGUCAGGACUGCUCACGAAGCUAACAAAACUAUGAACAAACCAAACGGUAGAUUUGUCACCAUGAAGCCAAGAACGCCAACGGUUUCGGCUCGAUUUCACGAUAGUCUUCAACAACUCUUAGAUUCUAUGUCUCAAUGUAAUCCGUGGUUCGUUCGUUGCAUUAAGCCGAACACAGAGAAAGCCCCAAUGAAAUUUGACAUGCCCUGCGUGCUCGAGCAACUGAGAUACACGGGAAUGUUGGAGACAAUUCGCAUCAGAAAAACUGGCUAUCCGGUUCGCCUCUUGUUCAGUCACUUUGUGGAUCGGUAUCGUUAUCUCGUCUCGACGCAUUUGCCCAGAGGAGCGCCCAACAAGGAACUUUGCAGGAUAAUUUUGGACAAAGCCGCGCCGAAAGAGGCGCAGUCGCAGUAUCAACUCGGACUCACAAGAGUGUUUUUGCGCGAAUCAUUGGAGAGAGCACUGGAAUACAACAGAGCGUUGAUUUUGGAGAGAGCAGCCAUCACUGUUCAAAGAUACACGAGAGGCUUCUUGGCGCGGAGAAGGUUCCUAAACAUUUCCCGAAGCACAAUACUGAUACAAGCGGUUUAUCGCGGUUAUCGUGAACGUAAGCAGUUCCGCGCGUUAAAGAAGGGCGUUCUGAUGGCGCAGAAGCUCUACAGAGGUAGAAAACAACGAGAGAAAUUCAAUGUGCUGAAAGAGGAGAUGGCGAAGAGAGCGGAGAUCGAGAGGGCCAGCAAAGAGCGAGCGAAGGCGAAGCAGCAACGGGAAGAGCAGGAAAGAACCUCGCGUGCUGUUGCCGGCGUGAAUCAUCUAGAGAUUCCCGCGGAAUUAGCUUUUAUUUACAGCAAACUUGAUGAUUGGCAACCGACGCACACCGAGCGAAAUCUUCUCAAAGUCGUCGGACAGGUAGUUCCGAUGAAUUGCACGUACAAUUUGCCGCCCGAUAUCGAUCAGUAUCAGUUCUCCAAGUUCACCAACAUUUACUUCAAAAGUCACAUAUUCGGAAUGAAACGCGAGCCGAUCAAAACGCCGUUUCUGGCGAAGGCUCGCGAUCAAGAUUACACGGACUCUUUGAUGAUCUUCAAAAUGAUUCUGCGCUUUAUGAACGAGAACAAUCUCAACGGCAAACGAGAGCAAGCAUUGGGCGAUUACAUCGUCAAUAAGGGCAUUGUGAAUGAAAAACUGAGAGACGAGAUACUGUGCCAAUUGGCGAAUCAAACGUGGAAAAAUGACAACGAUGCCAACAAGGAGAGAGGAUGGCUGUUGCUGUCCAAUUGCCUGUCAGCGUUUCAACCUAGCGCUACUCUCUUCAAGUAUUUUUUGAAAUACGUGUCCGAUCACGCCUACGAUGGUUACAAGGCUUACUGUCAACGUAAACUGUUGCAAGGCGAGAGAACGGUGUAUCGUGUGAUGAAUAACAAUCAGCAAACGGUGUAUCAAGUUCCUAGGAAUUACCCGCCGUGCGUGCUAGAAUGGCGAGCCAAUAGAAAUCGCAUAAAUAUGGCGCUUAAUGUUGGGUUUUACGACGGUGAAACAACUACGUGCGCAAUAAACUCAUGGACGACAUGCGAAGAACUGGCUAAUCUCGCGGUGCGAAAUCACGGGGUGGAAAACACAGGUUGGACAAUUACGCUCUGGAAUCAACUGGACGGCCCGGACGCCAUCGUGACGGAAACGAAUGGUUUCGACUACGUUCUGGAUUUGAUCUCGGAGAUGGAACUGGCGCCAGCUUUCCCAGCCGCCAAACACAUGUUCCUGGAGCAACGCAAAAACAGUCUACCUCCUAUAAAAAAACGAGAACACGCUCAGGUUAUUCGGGAAUUGGAACAAGAGAUGGAAAGUCCUAUUUUAAAAACCUUCCAACCUCUGGAGAGAAAAUCAGCGCUCAAACCGGUCGAUAAGCCCGUCGAGCCGGAAAUCCAGGUGCCAAGACGACCAGCUGUUCCUCCGCCGCAACCGCCCGUUGGGAAGCUACCCACGCGAAAGCAAUCACACGAGGCCAUUUUGGAAACUACAACAGAAAUAGGAUUGUCGAGAAAAUCAGCAUUGAACGACCGUUAUUUCGAGAAAGAGAAACAGCGUAGCCGAAGUUUGGAUAACCUACUUCAGCCGGAAGUCGUACCUUCACCGAUAAAACUUGCUAAUCUCGGUCUCUCCUCGUCCAAAUUGAACGAACGUUAUCACAGUUUGGAGAGAAUCGGUGAGAACCCGACAGUCAGCAACUCCGAAUACAUAUCGCGCAGCGAAAUCACGCAAGAGAGGAAGUACAGCAGAACCACGAGGACAACGGAGCCCAACAUCGAGGAGGAGGAUCUUACGAUUGACUUCGAAUAUCCGGACAUUCAGUCUGUCAGUCAGACCGGAAGAUCGGAGGACGAUAAGAGUUAUAUAAGAUCGCAGACGAGAUUCAUCAAGUCACAAUAUCCUGGCAAACGUGCGCUGCCGGGAAGCCAGUCUAGUCGCGCUUACAUAGAAAAGAGUGAAUACGGUGUAAAAUCGUCCGCCAUGUCCGAUACUAGUGAAGCGCCUUCUUUGGCGUCACAUGUGCGACGCGUGAGAGUGCCUAGUCAAGCUUCCGAUGUGGAUCAGUUUUUGGACGAGCUUUUUAUGCCCGUACUAGAUGGCAAUCUCGACGAGUUGUCGGAUGCCCGCAGUCUGGCCGCAUCGAUAAAAGGUUCGCACAAUACGAGGCUACCAGAAGAUCAAACAGUUCUCGGGAAUCAGCGGAGUGUCGCCAAUCAAACUAGCAAAUUAUCUACUGUUAAUGAUUUUAUAAAGACCAUUUUCACGAGAAAUGAGGAUGUGAACAUUGACGCGAGUGAACUGGCCAAGAGGAUCAAAGGAGGCGGCAAUAUGGAUAUUCCUAAUCAGAAUACUGCGUUUAGCUUCAGUCCUAUUGCACAGAGUAUGAUGUCACCACCCAUGAUGAUGCCUAUGUUCAGCACUCCUCAGCAAGUUCCAUCCGCUCAGAACAAUAGCAUGAGCUUGGGUGCAGGUUUCAUGCCUAUACCGAUUUAUAAUAUGCAAGGACUCAGCUUGCCGCAGUAUCCCAGUUCACCGCCAGGUCAGAAUAACGACAUAAUGGCGUACCAGCAGAACUUGCAGCGAGCUUUUCUGCAGAGUGCGAUGGCACAAAAUAUUCAGAUACAGCAGCAGCUACUGGCGCAGAAUCAGGCAUUGCAGCAGCUAUUGGUUCAGAGUCCGAAUUCGACGCAACCGGUCUCAUUUAGAGAACCCGACGAUGGUGAUCUCUGGUCAACCGAAAAACGAGAAACGUCAGUACAAUCGACGAAUCAAAGACAGGAAACGAUGACCGUGAAGGCUCAAAUUCACAGAUCCCAAAGUCCACCCAGAAAGAACUCGGAAGCUGCGAGAAAGACGAGUAUCGACUACGCGCGAAAGAUCAGUGUUGAUCGAAAGGUGACGGACAGAAAAACGUCUUCGGCACAAGAAAUAAAAAGAACCAGCAUGAACAAAAGUAACGUGCAAAAUAAUUUCACUAAUGUGCUAAGCGAGCUGAAGAACAGAAAGAGCAGCGUGGACAGCAAUCUUUCGAAUUCGAGCAAUAAUAAAGGCGUUCCACCACCUCCGCCGAUGCCCCCUCCAUUGGAAUCUCACGAUCCAUCAGAAUCCAGACCAUUCCUCGAUCCGUACGGGAGAGCGAAGACAGUGCGCAUUGGAAAGUGGAGGUGGCCACCACCCAGUGACUCGAAUGAGGCUCAAGGACAAGACAGUUUCAUAGAAUUCAAGAUGCGUCAGCAGCAACAACGUAAGAUAACGCCACAGUAUCAGGAAUACGACCAAGGCGAAGGUGAACCCUCUGUGACGGAAGGUGGUGUCGAAUGGGAAGAAUUCGAGAUCGAGAACAUCGUCAGUAACGAAGAUCGAUCGACGGCCACUCAUCCAUCGGGAACCAAACACGAGACCAAACACGAGAAUGGAUACAAAGAAGAAGGAGAAAAGAAAUCUAAAAAGAAAUCUAAAUCGGCCUUGGAUGUGGGCGCGCAGAGACCGUCGCCAGGAAGCAUAGGGAAGUUGAAGCUGAGCUCGGAGAUGAGACAGAGAUUGGAAAAGGUGACGGCAAAUCAUAGUGUGAGAUCGACGAAAACGGCUGAGAAACCCGCUCUUCCGCGGGAAGAUGGAAAAGUGAAACGAUUGGAGGAUAACAGAAAACUUCUGUUGGAACAACAACUAGGUGGCAGAUGGGACGAUUACGCCUCUACCGCUGAUGACACUCAAAGCGUCACUUCUAAGGGCACAACCGAUAUGAUGACGCAAGCUCAAGUAGUUAGGACACAAAUCGAGAGAAUGGAACGACCUGUACCGCCUCCACCACCUGUCACACCACCGCAGCCUCCAAGUCCAAGAGGCGGCAGUGUGUAUAGCAAUAGUCAAUCGGGUGUACCUCAACCACGAUCACCACCAGCGCCGAUCGAGCCGAAAACUCGUGACUCCUUCCGCACGUCUCCGGAUUCCGAGGUCUUCGAUCAUUUCUCCAAGAGUCAGAUGUUCAGCCAAAGUCGUGACGUCUUCGUUACGCAGCAACAUUUGCGCGACAGUCACGACUAUCGGCACGAGUACGAAAAGUGUCGCGCUCAAGACGUCAAAUCCAAAGAUUUUUAUUCGAAAGACAGCACCGAUAUGGCAAGUUCGGCGCGCGAUCGCAGCUCCGAUUUCGACUCGCGUCGCGAUUUGAAUUCCGAGAUUUUCGACUCGAAAUACGCGUUCGAUGGAUCGAACGGUAAACGCGAUCCUUUCGGCAUGACGCGAGACGUGUCUCCCAAAUCGCGGGAUAGUUUUGGAAUGCCGUCGCCACGUGACUUCGGCGUCAUUCCGAACACAAGAGAAUCCUUCACCGUCGCACGACACAGUUUUAAUAAACUGGAUCAGGAAGCGGAGAGACGAUCGAGCGUGGCUUCGACCUAUCGCACGGACAAAAUGGAGAGAAUCGAGAUCCAGGAAUGGCCGGAAUUCCUCAAACCAGUAUUACCACCGGCGGAUAAACCGGAGAUUGAGAAAGUGCAAGAGAUAGUGAAUACCAAACUCUAUCCGCAAACCUCCAACGCACAUUUUACGUACAACAGAGUCACAUGGACCUUGAGAGUCAAGAAAGAGGUUUUCGCGCCGAAUGAAACCCUGAACAGUCCUCUGGCGUUACAUUUGGUAUUCUGCCAGGUUGCUUACGAUGUGUUGGCGACUUCCAGCAUAAGAAUCGCCAAGGAGGAUCGACAAAACAUGCUGAAAAUGCUGGACAAUUACGGCGUGACACUGGACAAUCUUCAAAGCACACAGCACAAGAUUACAAUUAAGAAAAACAUCGUAGACAUAGCGAAGCAGUGGCCGUUGUACUUCGCUAGGAUAUUCCCUGUAUCAAUCGGUCCGCAGCAUCCGGAGACACAACACGUGGCGGUGUCGCAUCACGGACUUCGGUUGAUCAAACGCACCCCUAACGGCGAUCUCGUGAUCCUGGAGACUCUUCCGCUCGAGGAUAUCGUUUCCGUGAAUUCUUCUAGAGCGGGUGUGUGUGUCUUGCAGAUCGCGUCGGGCAUCAGAUUACCUCUUCACACGAAUCGCGCCCCGCAAUUGGCAGAGAUGAUCAGCAAAUACAUCAGACUGAUUAACCAGAAGCAGCCACUUCAGAAGAUCAAUCAUCACGAAAAUCACGUAUCCCAAAUCACAAAGACGAUACAGUCACAAACGAAUCACGUGAAUCACAUUCAGCAUCAUAAUCAUUCUGGUCACGUAAUUUCCGAACACGAGAAUCACGUACCGAUCGGUCGCGUGCCCAACCACGUGUCCGUCGUCAACCAAGCGAAUCAUCAGAAAAACUUACAGAACCAGCGACUGAGUCCGAGCCAGGAAUGGCGUCAGCCGGACGACAACGUCAGACUCCAGGAGGACAACAUUUACGAGACCGGGCCGGUGGUCAACGACGGCAAGCACUCCUUGCUGCAGUAUGCCAUGUUGAAUUUCCGUCAAAGCACAGAAAAAUUCGAGAUGUUGAAGACCGCGGACGGAUCGAUCAGCGGGUCUCUCAAAGUGAUCGAGUCAUUGAAGAGCAAAAAAAAGAACAAGAAAGGCAAAGGCCAGCAGGACAGCACCGAGUGGACCUGGAAGGAACAGGUGGACCUCGUCAAGUAUUCCACAGUUCCCAUCGAACAGAGCUUGCUCAGGUUAGAUGCGGAUUUGAGCGUUUUAGCCGUGGAGUGUUUCCUCUGUUUGAUGAGAUACAUGGGGGAUCAACCACUGCCGCCUGAGAUCAGUGAAGUCAAGUGCGUCUACACGAUCCUCAUGCAUUGUCACAAAUACGAGCAACUCCGCGACGAGGUCUAUUGCCAGUUAAUGAAGCAAACUACCAAUAACAAGAGCCCAAAUCCGGAGAGUUGCCAACGUGGCUGGCGGAUAUUCAGCAUCAUCGCCGCGUACUUUACGUGCAGCGAGGGUCUGAAGCCCUACUUGACCAAAUACCUCGAAACGGCGGCGUACGACAAGCGUCGCGCUUAUCACGGUACCGCGAUGGUCUGUCUGCAGAAUCUCAGAAAGACCGUGAAAUAUGGCGGACGUAAGAAUGUGCCCAGCGUGGAGGAAAUCAUGGCGAUCAGCGCGGGCAGAAACGCGAAGAGGCAGAUCUACCGGCUGCCCGGCGGUACCGAAAGAGUCAUUAACACGAAAUGCACGACCGUCGUUCAGGACGUUAUAGAAGAAAUGUGCAAUGUCAUCUCAGUGAGAAAUCCUCACGAGAUGGACGAGUUCUCAUUGUACUGUAUCGUCGAUGGUGAUGCGUUUACCAUGCCAUUGGCCAGGGACGAGUACGUCUUGGAUGUGACCACGGAGCUUCAGAAAAAUCACCAAGUGUUCUAUUUAAUAUUUUGCAGAUCUGUUUGGUACUAUCCUCUUCGAUUGGAUGCGGCAUUGUACAUAGAAGUUGUUUUCAAUCAAAUCGCUCCCGACUACCUGGAAGGACUUCUAUUAGUUCUGCCUGGAGAACACUUAUCUCAAGAAGUAAUUUAUGACAUGGCACAAAUCGCGGCGUUGCUGCACAGAGCGGCUGACAUGGCGCAUGAACCCGCGACAAAGGAGAUUAAGUACUUAUUGCCAAAACCGGCGCUCAGCUUGAGAGAACCCAGACCACAGCAGUGGUCCAACAUGGUCCAGCAAGCCUGGAACAACGUUCAACUUUCCUCGGCGGCUAGUUGCAAAGCUCAAGUGCUCGAAAUAUUAUCUAAGUGGCCGCUUUUCGGCUCAAGUUUCUUUGCGGUAAAAAGAGUGCCCGAGGGCAAGGAAAAGGGCGCUGAUCAUAUUCUCGCUUUGAAUCGGCACGGAGUGCAUUUUAUAGAUCUAAUUACGCAUGAGACAUUGUACCAUUAUCCUUAUUCCGAGGUGAUCUCCACCAGAAAGGUCAAAUCUGAGGAGGGCACGCUUUAUCUCGACAUGAAAUGUGGCAAUUUAAUGCAGCAGCGUAUCACCAGACUGCAGACGGAACAAGCCCACGAAAUUUCUCGUCUGAUCAGACAGUACAUCACCAUGGAACAAAGAGCGUCCAACGCUCAGAGUGCCGGCGUCGGGCUCGGCAUGAGAUAAGUUUUUUUGUUACGCAACGUCCUUCCUUCGCGACAUACGAUUAGGAUUAGCCAAUCCGUUGAGCCCGUAAUUAAAUUAAACCUUUUCCGUUCACUAUAUCACAGAAAGGCCUUGAAUGAAACAACCUUGUCUAAUACAUAGCUUGUGUUACAUGAUAUUUUCAAUGUCACUUGCGUUAAAUACGAAGUACCAACCUUAAUGUUUAAGCUACAUAGGGUACCAGGUAGGAUAAUCUCGCUCCAACGUACUUGUCCGGGCCGCGACGGACGACGGUAUUGUUGCAAAUUCUUCAAGGAUAUUCGUAGGACUCGCUGGAAGGAAGGAUCGUAAAAGAACAAAUGCUCAAGUAUCUAAGCCGUCCAUAUCAGGCGACUUGAUAGCAUUUUUUAACUUUUAACGACUUGGACUUUUGUAUAGCAUUUAUUUAUGUUAAAGAAAUCUCUCAUACAAAAAAACACAAACAGAUAAAAAAUAUGCGCGGAUAUGAAGAUUACUAUCGUCGCGAUGGUAACAUUAACACACGUCUGAUCAAUGUUUUGAACAGGAAGACUAACAAUAAUUAUUACGUUAUCAAUAGAAGAUUAUUAAUAGUAAUUGUACGUAUGCUACAUAUAUAUAUUAUAAAUAUAUAUAUAGAGAUGUGAAUGACGAUA
This is a messenger RNA of Pseudomyrmex gracilis, 11702 nucleotides long. RefSeq names its product unconventional myosin-XV (gene Myo10A). Gene Ontology annotation, cellular component: myosin complex; cytoskeleton. The transcript is spliced from 32 exons. NCBI's taxonomy places the organism in Eukaryota, Metazoa, Arthropoda, Insecta, Hymenoptera, Formicidae. The coding region runs from base 1 to 11049 and encodes 3682 amino acids. The record is from RefSeq and is a predicted model, not a curated record. Gene Ontology annotation, molecular function: ATP binding; cytoskeletal motor activity; protein binding.